CCAAGAAAAUACAACGGCAGCAUGCGAGCGAUACACACACACGUACUAAAUACGGUAACGCGUUGCAUUCAGUGACAGAACGUGCCAAAUUCCGGAUUACAAUUCUCUUCUUAAACGGGUAAAGAGUCAGCGAAGAAAGUACCAUUUUGUGCCAAAAGGGUGGUUGGCUGGACAGCACCAGCAGACGUCUGCAGACGUAAUUCGGACUCUGCGUUUCCAACGGCAACCGGGCACGUGAAUCUAGUCUGAACUAAAUUGGGCCAGUUGCAGACGACAGACCUCAGGAUUUUGUCUUUCUAGGAAUGGGUGAUAUUAGUGCUUCCAAAGAAGCCAGUGAGGAAAACUCAAAGCAACCCAAAGGCUACUCUGGCCUCCCCGCUAAGUGCAUCAACGGUGCUUUGGCCGGAGUCGCCGGAGUCUCCUGCAUCUUCCCCAUUGAUCUUGUCAAGACCCGACUACAAAACCAGCAGGUCAUCGAUGGCAAGCGAAUGUACAAAAACCUAUUUGACUGUUUUGUAAAGACUGCGAAAGCUGAUGGAAUCAGAGGCUUGUAUAAAGGUUUUGGUGUGAACGUCACCUUGAUUUCACCAGAGAAGGCCAUCAAGCUUGUAGGCAAUGACCUCUUCCGCUACUACUUGCAGAGAGAGGGAAAACAGAUGGGACUGCACAGAGAAAUGCUGGCAGGCGGAGGGGCUGGGCUGUGCCAGGUGAUAAUCACCACCCCUAUGGAAAUGCUGAAGAUACAACUGCAGGAUGCGGGGCGGAAAAUUCAAAGAAAAAAGAUCCCUGGUAUGGGAACCGUCCCGGAAGUACCCACCGCCAAAAUGAACCCGUCCCUGACGAGGGCGUUCUCGGCCAGUACAACAGCCGAGGUCACUCCCUCCGCGCUGACCAUCGCCCGCAACCUCAUGCAAGCCAAAGGCGUCUUUGGACUGUACAGAGGACUAGGAGCAACUCUAAUGCGAGACAUUCCUUUCUCCAUGAUCUACUUUCCACUCUUCGCACAUCUCAAUGCAAUGGGAAUCGAGCAUGAGAAUGGGCGGGCUACUUUCCAGCAUUCAUUCAUGUGUGGUUGCCUAGCAGCUACCGUUGCGUCUCUGUCAGUCAAUCCUGUUGAUGUUAUAAAAACCAGACUGCAGCUGCUGCAACAAGCCCCCGGGGAACACACCUACACGGGGAUCCGGGACUGCGCGGCCAAGAUCUGGAAGUACGAGGGCCCCUCGGCGUUCUUCAAAGGCGCGUCCUGUCGCCUCCUGGUCAUCUCGCCGCUGUUCGGCAUCGCUCAGGCCGUGUACUACUUUGGCGUGGGCGAGUUUCUUCUCGGAAUCCCCAAGCAGUGGUUAUGAGGUGCUUGCUUUAACAUCAACUGUUAUAAAUAGCCUUUUCCCUUAUUUAUUUAUGUUUAUGGAAGGUGGAGGUGCCGGGAUUGGGGCCAGUGUCAUUGUGUCAAUGAAGGUCGUUUCACACCUGGCACAAAAACGAAGUGUGCGUUUAUAACGUCACAGCAAGUACACACGUAUUGGUGCUGCAAGUAGUAAGCACAGCGAAAGGCACGCUUACCACGGAGAGGAAAAUUGCUUAAGUCAGUGACGUAACAAUUGAAAUAUCCAUUCGCAUGCAACCGUUAGCACAUCCACACCAUGAAAUAGUGCUUAAGGAAUGCUAACCGUUAAAGGUAGAGUAGAUCAUUUGCCAUUUGUGCAUGUU
Messenger RNA from Patiria miniata (bat star), 1707 nucleotides. Its product is annotated as mitochondrial glutamate carrier 2-like. Gene Ontology annotation, molecular function: L-aspartate transmembrane transporter activity; L-glutamate transmembrane transporter activity. The record is from RefSeq and is a predicted model, not a curated record. The transcript is spliced from 10 exons. Gene Ontology annotation, biological process: L-glutamate transmembrane transport; aspartate transmembrane transport; malate-aspartate shuttle. Bases 303 to 1346 code for a protein of 347 amino acids. Lineage: Eukaryota; Metazoa; Echinodermata; Asteroidea; Valvatida; Asterinidae.